CUCAUCGACUGAUCAAACUCCCGACUGUCUCCUCUUUUCUCCGCUUCCCGUUCCGCGCCUCCCCGCCCCCCAUGGAUUUCUCCGAGCAAGACGUGGACGUAUUCGGCGAAGACUACGGCGACGGUGGAGAGGAGGAGGAGGAGCAGGAGAACAACGACGGAGAGGAGAACGAGGAGCGAGCGAAGGAUGGCGACGACGACGACGAUGAGGAGAGGAGCCGCUCCGGCGACGGCUCGUCCUCGCCUUCUUCGUCGUCCUCCUCCAGCAGCGGCAGCGGCAGCGGCAGCAGCAGCCGCAGCAGCAGCGACGGCGCCGACGCCGACGAGCACGACUCCGCCGCCAACGGCGUCGGCGGAGGUGGCGCCGCCGCCGACGGCGCCGAGGAGGAGGAGGAGGAGGAGGAGGAGGUUGUCGACGAGAAGGACCUCUUCGGCUCCGACAACGAGGAGUACACGAAAACGCCCUCUCGUAGCCUGUUCUUGGUCCCCGUACUGCCCCCUAUUCGCAAUACUAACAAUCAUGCUAGAGGCACCUUUGGACGUGGUAGAUGGCAGCCUGGAUAUUCCAAUGAUAGGGGUCCACCUCUUCUUCCACGGCCAGGAUAUCCACCACGACAAAACUUUGGUUUUGGUUCAAGAUUUCCACAUGCGAAUGGUCGUAAUGAUGAACGCUUUGUUUCUGAAAUGAAGCUUAACAAGAGUGAGGAAACUUUGUCUAGGAAGCCCAUCGCAUUUCAAGAGCCUUGUGAGAUUGGGUGCUAUAGCCGUGUUGAGGGCGGAGAUGUCUGUUUUGAUGAUAGAAGCCUGAGGCUUUUCAAACGUGUUAUUUGUGAGGAGGUUGGUGCAGAUUUAAACAAAGGGUUUGAAUCCUUUAUCGAGAAAAAAGAUUUGGGCUCUGAAGGAUUUGGUGAUCUUCUUGCUUGCAUAAGAAACACAAACAUACCUCUUCAAAACAUACAUUUUGUGACCUAUCGUAACAACCUCAACAAGAUAUUAGCCACUGCAUACAUUAGAAAUGAGCCAUGGAAAAUGGGUGUUCACAAAAGAAAUGGUGUUGUUUAUCUUGAUGUGCAUAAACUCCCUGAGAGACCACAAAGUGAAGCAGAUCGUCGGAGAUGUUAUUGGGGCUAUGCUUUUGAAAACCUAGCCACAGAGAACUCCAGAGAUAUCGACGAAGAAGGAAAGGGUAUUGAUGCAAAUGUAGAGUACUGUUCUGUAAUUAAAACUAAGUUAGGUGCACAUCGAAUUAUUAUGGGUGCUGAGAUGGACUGCUGUGAUUCAACUGAUGAUGGGAGGAGAUUCUAUGUAGAGUUGAAGACAAGCAGAGAGUUGGAGUAUCAUACAGAGGAAAGAUAUGAGAGAGAAAAACUUCUAAAAUUCUGGAUCCAAUCAUUCCUUGCUGGCGUCCCUUACAUUGUCAUUGGAUUUAGGAAUGAUGCCGGCGUACUUGUGCGCACUGAGAGGCUAAGAACUAAAGAUAUAACACAAAGAGUGAAGAUGAAAAACUAUUGGCAGGGGGGCGUGUGCCUGGCUUUCGCUGAUGAGGUCCUCUGUUGGUUGUAUGGGACUGUCAAAGAAAAUGAAGACUAUAUACUGCAGUUUGUUCACCCCUUCCAGCGAUUGGAGCUUCUCCGAGCCCAGUCUUGUCCAGAUGCCAUCACUCACCACAUGGAGCAACUCUCUAAUACCAUGCCCUAAGCAUUUAUAUGUCACUCAUGGAUUGGUGUUUUGUCUUCAAGUAUGCAACAAAUGCAAGCUCAAUCGGAAUAGGGUUGCUCAAGCUGACAAACAGAGUUUAACUGUGUAAUUUAUGAAGUAGAAUAGGCUACAUGUCAAGAUUGUUCCUUCUCCUUGUCUUUUUUUUUUUUUUUCUUUUUCUUUUUUUUUCCUUUUUUCUAUUUUGGUUGACACUGGAGAAGCACCUCAAAAUCUUGCUGGACAACAGAUAUAAAUCUGUGUUCAUGGUAGGACAGAGAAUCUCUUAAGGAGCUCCUUAUAGUGGAAUUUUUGAGGUUGGAUAACCACAUUGUAUAAGUACUCUUAAUCCUUACCCUUGUUCAAGUUAUACUGUUCCAAAAUUUUCUAUUAUUUUUAUAAUAAUUGGUUUCCAUACCCCUCAUAAAUUCUUCUAUGAGAUGCUUCCUCUAAAAUUCUUGUCCAUCAUGAUAGGUUCCAUGAGUAGUAGUACUCUUUGCUGAAAGUUCAAACACGAAAUUUUGUGAGGUGCGGGAUUUAGUAUCUCGUUUGUGUAAAAGUAUGUCUCUUUACUGGAGCAACUUUUUGCUGCUGCUAUAAAUAUGCCUGUGUAAUUUGGUGAA
Ananas comosus (pineapple) is the source of this 2317-nucleotide messenger RNA. RefSeq names its product decapping nuclease DXO homolog, chloroplastic. The record is from RefSeq and is a predicted model, not a curated record. The transcript has 13 exons. Gene Ontology annotation, molecular function: mRNA 5'-diphosphatase activity. Gene Ontology annotation, cellular component: cytosol; nucleus. Lineage: Eukaryota; Viridiplantae; Streptophyta; Magnoliopsida; Poales; Bromeliaceae. Bases 72 to 1697 code for a protein of 541 amino acids. Gene Ontology annotation, biological process: NAD-cap decapping; nuclear-transcribed mRNA catabolic process.